UGCGUCGGAAAGUCCCGCCCCUGCAGGAGCGCGCAACGCGGUUAGAGGACGUGACCUGGCCACCAUUGGCUGAACCGCAUAGUAUUUUGGCAUGAGGGAGCGGGCCUUGAGCACUCCGAUUGGAGCUAAGACCUGCUCGUCUGCGUGCAUCUGGGGUCAGCAACUGCCCCGGAGGCUCAGCGUUCGGUUCCCAGGUCUUUCCCAUUCCAUCCCCAGGCGGGUCGGGGUCCGGGCCCAAGCUGUCCUGGUGCCUUCGCCGGUUGGUGCGCUGAAGCAGCGACGCAGGCAGACAGACAUGGCAGAGUUCUCCCAGAAACGGGGGAAGCGGCACGAUGACGACAUGCUGGGCAGUGCUGUGGACUUCCUCCUGGCCAAUGCCCGCCUGGUGCUGGGCGUGGGCGGGGCUGCCGUGCUGGGUAUUGCCACUCUAGCUGUGAAGCGGCUCAUUGACAGGGCCACCAGCCCUCGGGAUGAGGACGACACCAAAGGGGACACCACAUGCCUGGAAGACAGCUGGAAGGAACUGAACCUGCUCAAGGCAACUCCAUGCCUACAGUCCCGGUCCCCACCUGCUGCCCUUAGCCAGUCUGUGCUGCUCCCAGCCCCCUUGCCCUCUGCCCCAGAGGGGCCCACAGAUGCUGACCCUCAGCCAUCGCCUCAGCUUAGCUCCCCAGCACCAUUGUGCCUGACGUUCCAGGAGAAGCUGCUGGUGUUCGAGCGGGACCACGUGGCCAUCCCAGUGUCCCACGUGGCUCUGGCCAAACAGCUGGCCGGCGACAUUGCCCUGGAGCUUCAGGCCUAUUUGCAGAGCAAGUUCCCUGAACUGCCCUUUCGGGCGCUUAUCCCUGGGGGGCCGCUCUAUGACGGCCUGCAGGCAGGGGCUUCUUCCUACCACGUUCGCCUCCUGGCACCCCUGGUGCUGGAGCCAGGCCUGUGGAGCCUGGUGCCAGGCGUAGACACUGUGGCCAGGGACCCUCGCUGCUGGGCUGUGCGCAGGACUCAGCUUGAGUUCUGCCCCCGUGGAAGCAGCCCCUGGGACCGCUUCCUGGUGGGUGGCUACCUUUCUUCCCGUGUCCUGUUGGAACUGCUCCGCAAGGCCCUGGCUGCCUCCAUCAACUGGCCAGCUAUUGGCAGCCUUCUCGGGUGCCUGAUCCGGCCCAGUGUGGCUUCAGAGGAGCUGCUGCUCGAGGUGCAGCACGAGCACCUGGAGCUCACUGUGGCUGUGCUGCUGGCUGUCACUGAUGCUGAUGCCGAAGACUGCCUCCUUUUGGCCUGGCCCCUGGAAGGGCUGGCUGGGAACCUCUGGCUGCAGGAUUUGUACCCGGCAGAGGCCGCCCGGCUGCAAGCUCUGGAUAACCAUGAUGUUGGGACCCGGCGGCGGCUGCUGUUGCUGCUGUGUAGUGUCUGCCAAGGCCACCCAGCCCUGAGGCGGCUGGGCCGGGCCCACCUGACCCAGGUGGUUCUACAUCUUGGGGAAGAGGAGGUGGACUGGGCCGAGGAGGCCUUGGGGGAGCGCUUCCUGCAGGCCUUGGAGCUGCUCAUCAGUAGCCUGGAGCGGGCCAGCCUACCCUGCCGUUUCAACCCCAACAUAAACCUCUUUGACAGCCUGUGUGAGGAGGAGAUUGAUGACAUUGGAUACGCACUGUACCUCGGCCUUCAGGCCCCCAAGGGGCUGCUGCAGAUGGGUGGGACAGGCGGCCAGCAUGUGUUCUGAUGCCAUUAAGCUGCGCAUUUCUCCCUCCCAGGGAUUUGGAGAGCAUUUUUCUCUUUUAGUCAGAAUAAAAGAGGGUGCAUUAUGUAAGCCCAUGGGGUUAACAUGUGCAUAGGCGACAGUCGCUGGAACCCUCUGAGCCAAGAGAGCUGAGGUUGCUGUCAUGUGAGUGUGGCUGGACUGCCUCAGGCAGCCCCGUGUGCCUCCCCCUCACAUACACCCCUCAGCCUUCUGGACCCGACCCCAGGACCUUGGGCUUGCUCCAUCACCAGCAGUGAAUCUGCUGACAGAACUUGGCUUCUGCCAGCCUAGGCAGGGCAUAAGGCCAGCUCCGUUUUUCUGUUGAGAGGGUGAGUUGGUGCUUCCCUCAGGUGCCAGCUCCAGGCAUCUCGAGGCCUCUGGUACUGAAUGGUAGAUACCAUGUGUGUGUUCACCCCCAGGGACCGCAGAUGCUACCCACAGAAUGCAGCUUUUUGGCUGACUUAAAGGCUGGCGUUUUCCAGUGUCAUCAGUGGUCUAGUUUGCUUGUCGAGCUCUCUCCUCCAGCCUGGAGUGGAGCUCAGCCUGAUGUGCUGCCCACCUCACACCUCCGGGGAAGGCCCUUUUCCCUUCAACUAGGCGAGUCCUCUCUUCAGGCAGUGGAGGCCCCUGGUGGAGCCGAGGUUCUGUUCCCCCUGCCUUGCCCAGAGCCAAAGGGAUCCUGACAGCUGUUACUGGGCCCGGCUGGAGAGGCCUCCGCAGUGCCAACACGAACUGUCCUCAGACUAUGCUGUAUUCUCACUGAAGCCUGGCAGAGGUAGUGGAGCUAGGGAAGGGAGGGCCUGCCUCCCUCCUAGGUGUCCCUCCUAAUCUUGGUAUCCUUCCUGCUGAAGCAGAGCUGUGCCUCAAGGACUGUGAACAAGAAUAAAAGGAAAAAUGCAAAUGUC
Molecule: messenger RNA, 2637 nt
Organism: Hipposideros armiger (great roundleaf bat)
Lineage: Eukaryota; Metazoa; Chordata; Mammalia; Chiroptera; Hipposideridae
Gene: MIEF2
Product: mitochondrial elongation factor 2
Exons: 4
Coding region: 92-1714 (540 amino acids)
Biological process (GO): mitochondrion organization; positive regulation of mitochondrial fission
Cellular component (GO): mitochondrial outer membrane
Source: RefSeq, a predicted model, not a curated record